AUGGAAGCCGAGGAAUUAAUUAAAAGUCUUCAAGCCUCGUUUAACCAAUUGGUGGACGAAGUCACGUGGAUGGAUGACGUCACAAAGCAAGCUGCCAAGGAAAAGAAUAAUUUGAUCAAGACAAUCAUUGGUCAACCUGACAUUUUAAACAACCUCACCUUCAUCGAUGAGCUCUACGUCAAUUACACAUACAGUCCCGAUCUGUACUUUGAGAACAUCGCAAACAGCUUGAAAAUCUACACAUUACGGGCAUGGCAGUUGCUACGGCAACCGGUUCAAGAGUCUAUGCCACCAGUCACAGCCAGCGAUGUAAACGCGUAUUACGACACCUUUGCUAAUUCCAUCACUCUUUUGGGAGGGAUACUAAGACCGCCAGUAUUUAAAAAGACGUACCCCAAAUACCUAAAUUAUGGAUCAAUAGGAUCAAUUAUUGGACAUGAAUUAACUCAUGGUUUUGAUGACCAAGGUCGACAACGCAACAAAUUUGGUCAGCUCGCCCAGUGGUGGAGCCAGACCUCCAUAGAGAACUUCAACCAACAAAAAAAGUGCAUCAUCGAGCAGUACUCCAACUACACAGUCAUGGGACCCAGUGGCCCAGUCCAUCUGGUGGGAGGCAUGUCACAAGGGGAGAACAUCGCUGAUAACGGGGGCCUCAAGGAAUCGUUUAGGGCCUACAGGAACUGGAUAAAGGAACAAGGCAAAGAAGAGCCAACAUUACCAGGACUUAACUUCACGGGAAACCAGUUAUUCUUUGUUUCGUUUGCUCAGAUCUGGUGCUCUAACAACAACCCCGCCUAUUUAAACUACAUGGCGACAGCAGAGGUCCACAGUCCUGGCCAGUACAGGGUUAUUGGGUCUAAUCAAAAUUCUCUGGAUUUUUCUCGUGAAUUUAACUGCCCUGUCGGAUCAUACAUGAACAGACGAGAGAAGUGUGUCAUCUGGUAG
Physella acuta is the source of this 945-nucleotide messenger RNA. RefSeq names its product neprilysin-1-like. Lineage: Eukaryota; Metazoa; Mollusca; Gastropoda; Physidae. Gene Ontology annotation, cellular component: plasma membrane. The record is from RefSeq and is a predicted model, not a curated record. Gene Ontology annotation, biological process: protein processing. Gene Ontology annotation, molecular function: metalloendopeptidase activity.